Messenger RNA from Topomyia yanbarensis, 4722 nucleotides. It is a transcript of the gene conv, whose product is annotated as toll-like receptor 7. The coding region runs from base 1294 to 4617 and encodes 1107 amino acids. Gene Ontology annotation, molecular function: protein binding. The record is from RefSeq and is a predicted model, not a curated record. Lineage: Eukaryota; Metazoa; Arthropoda; Insecta; Diptera; Culicidae. The transcript is spliced from 8 exons.
CCGCGUUCGGUCGUGUUUGCUAGUUCCAGCGCCAACCGUAACUAAUCUUCGGGGCUGACGAUCGGCGCUGAGUAUUUGUACUCUUGUACAAAAUAAUUGAUCUCAUUGCGCAGUGCGUUCAAAUGGUGGUGUACUGAUCGUGUCGUAGGUGGGUGGUUUGAACGCGGGAUAAGCAGUGACUUAGUUGGAUUUCAGCAAAACGCUUACAAAAGAGCUAUUAGAGUUACACAAUAUAUCCCAUUUCGGACUUGGCCUGCUGUUAACAGUUUGCGUGUUAACGCAUAUGAAGGUCAUAUACAUUAGGCAAUCGUUUUUAUUCAAUCUUUUAGUGUUCAUUCAACUUGAUUGUAUUGAAUCGGCUAUUUUCUUAGUGACCCGUCGAGGUAUCCAUGAUUACAAGGAAUUGUAUCGAGUCUCGUUAAAAAGUAGUUUUAUUUCUUGUAACUAUCUCCCCACCAUUGUAAUAUCGUCGACGCGAGGAGUGUUUGGCUGAAUUAAUUACUUGAAGUGCAGUGUACAAGCGGAUUGAAAAAAACAUACUAAAGCUCCAGCGACGGCCAGGCUGUUUGUUACCAAUCCGUCAGAUGGAGAUCUGUGAAGUGUAUAGGGGGAAAAUAUGAUCGUAAAUGAAUAAUUAGUGUGAACGAAGAAAAUGGCCCAAUUGAAAAAAGGAAAGGCGAUCUAAAUAAUAUAUAAUUUUUGCUCGUUUUCGCCGUGUUACUAAGCAACGAGACGAAACUGUAAGCUAGCUGGUGGCCGAUCGAGGUUUACUACGCGUGAAACGGGAGACUUGAAUGUCAGUGGCGACGAACCUUGAUUGCUGCAGUGCUACCAUAUAGUAGUGUGUGCGUUGAACUCACAUGGAGAGAAGCCGUACAUUUUGGAUAGGUGCACGCCGUGUUGAUUCGUUUCAUUCGUUCAGUCUAGAAUUAGAAUGGAGAAACAAUAUCGGUUUCGACAGUCAGUACAUAUUGCAUAGCCGCCAGGAGUGAUCGUGUCGCGUGGCGCCCCACCCGGUUGUGCCUAGCUGGAAACAAAAACGGAAACAAUCUCCGUCAGUAUGAUCUUGAAGGUCGCACCGAUUCACCGCAUGACUGACGACUGUGAUUCCUGUUUCUGGCGAUCGAUCAGCGUAUUGCCCGUGGUGCAGCAGAGAUUCGAAGAGAACCAUUGAAAAAAGCUAAGCGUCACCAUUUUAGCAUAGGCGGUGGUGUUGCAAGCGCAGUGACAGCAAGUGCGAUAGUUAAGUGAAUAGAAGGUAGAAGGUGAUUAGCGUUUGUAUAUUUUUCAACAAUGAAACAACACCGACUGGCGAUCGGUGUGUUGGGAACUUUAAUUAUCUUUCUGUUGAGCCAACUGCAGACUGCUCGUGCGGAAUACAUUCCACCUGGGCCGAAGUACACAUGUCCGGAAAAAGUAAAAUUCCUGUACCCCUGCGUCUGUACACGUGGAACGGACGAUGGAAUCUACGUUACAUGCGAGAACUCGAAUCUGGCCAGCCUGUCGGUGGCUUUCAUCAAUCUGGCCAGUCUGCGACUGCCGGUGGAGGAGUUGCACAUAAAGCGGUGUAAAAUAAAAAACCUCUUUGGCACCCUGCUGCACAAGCUGAGCGUGAAGCGACUGUACGUGCUCGAUACACCCAUUGCCAGCAUCAGCGAUCAUGUGUUCUACGGGAUCAACGACACGCUGUUGGAGCUGCAUCUUGUGCACAGCGAGUUGACAGCUUUCCCUGCGGAUGCGAUGAAAGUGCUGAGUCUGCUGAAAGUGCUGAAUAUCGAUGGACAUCGGGUGGAAACUUUGCCCAAAGGUAUAUUCGGAGGAAUGACCUUCGAUGGGGCACUGGAAAAAUUCCACUUUGUCAACGGAUUGCUGACCGACAUGGGGAUGGAAGUUUUCAUGGCUUUCAAAAAAAUAAAAACAUUGGAUCUUCACGGUAAUCAACUAGUAACACUAAAGAAGGGACAAUUUAAGGGACUCCGGGAAGCGGAGAUUUUGGAUUUGAGUCAUAACAACCUGACGAAGCUGGAUGCCUCACACAUUUCCGAUUUAACCAAAAUGACGUGGAUCAAUGUUUCGCACAAUGCAUUGUCGGAGAUCACAAGGGGUACCUUUGCUCGUAAUGCUGUUCUAAGAGUGCUGAACAUGGCCCAUAAUAAUAUAAAGAAAAUUGAUGCUAAUACGUUCCGAGGGAUGAGGUUCCUGCGAAGGCUGCAUUUAAAUGACAACAUGAUAAGUGAUGUUGGACGAGGAACAUUUGGAUCGGUCACGAGAAUCGGUACCAUUGAUCUGGCCAGAAAUAGAAUCAAGAAAGUGGACUAUCAAAUGUUCUUCCAGUUGAAUUAUAUUGAAAUUUUGAACUUGGCAGAAAAUGAAAUCACUGAGAUACAGAAAGACUCUUUCAAAGAUCUUUAUCUGACAAACAUCAAUAUUUCCCAUAACCGGCUGGAAACGAUUGAGCCCAAGUCAUUCAUCAAUUGUGCAAACAUGACGGUGCUCGACUUGUCCCACAAUCUUAUCAAAAGUAUACCACGAACUGCUUUCGAUGAAACGACCUACGCCUCUGAGUGGCUGUUAACACACAAUCUACUAACUAACAUGAGUCAAAUCCCGCUAGGAAACAUGACCGGGCUGCGAGUACUGAACGCUUCCUACAACAACAUUAUUGAAAUUCCCAAGAACACAUUCCCAAAAUUAUACGAACUGCAUACGAUCGACGUGUCACACAACAACAUCUCCUUUAUUUACAAUGCCGUUUUUCAGAACUUAUUUUCCUUGCGGAUACUAAAUCUAAGCCACAAUGCGCUUGAAAAAAUCGGUCCAUCUACUUUCGGUACCCUGCCAACCCUACUUGAAAUGGAUAUGAGUAACAAUAAUCUGAGAGAUAUUACCCGUGGAGCAUUGGCCAAAACGAGUGGCUUGCGUUUCUUGACCAUGUCCAACAACAAACUUGAGCGGAUUUUCCAAAUUCCUAUUUCGCUGAACCACUUGUACCUGGCCAAUAACGAAAUCAAUGAAAUUCCUGAUAAGACCUGGCCCGUAAUGAACUCACUGCUCACGUUGGACUUGAGUCGUAACAAACUUCAGAAUAAUCUUCAACGUGGUAGCUUCGCUGGUUUGUUAACCCUUCAACGGUUAAACUUGGAAGCAAAUGAAAUUUCUGAAUUGCCGCGUGAUAGUUUGGCAGACCUCGGAACCCUACAGUAUCUGCAUUUGAGAGACAACAACAUUACCAAUCUACCGAAAGCUGCCUUAGGAAACCUUCCCAUACUAUUCGAGCUAGAGUUGAUGAACAACGGAUUAAGCAGUAUAAGCGGAAAAGCUUUCGAUGGUCUAUUGCAGCUUCUUAAGUUGAAUAUGUCCAACAAUCUUCUGGCUACAAUCCCGAAUGAUGCUUUUAUGGGACUUGUUUCGCUUCGGAAAUUGGAUGUUUCUUAUAACCUUCUAAGUACAUUGGACAACAAAACCAAUGGGCUGCUGGAUGACUGUCUCAGUCUGGAAGAGAUCGAUUUGAGCCAUAACCGAUUCAGUUUUAUCACGAAGAAAACCUUUCCAUCAAAUCAGUACAUACCGUAUCGACUGCAGAAGAUCAACCUGAGCAACAACACGAUUGCGAUCCUGACCCAUGAUUUGAAGUUCGGCACGAAAACUGUUACGCACCUUAACCUGUCACACAACAACAUCAAAGACAUUCGGAAAGGUGUGCUGGGAAAUUUAACCUCGCUUCAGACGUUGGAUUUGUCGCACAACGAGCUGGUCAAGGUGGAGAGCGAUGUGUUCAGUAUGCCCGAGAACUUUUCGGAGUUGAUAUUGCAUCACAAUCGGAUAUGGAAUGUGUCCUACGAUAGUUUGUUGAAAUUGAAGAAACUGGCGCUGCUUGAUCUGCGGGCGAAUCAGAUCGGUAGUUUUGACACGGAACUGGUGAACAAAAUGAGAGCAACCAAUUUGAGUGUGCUAUUUGAAGACAACCCUCUACUCUGCGACUGCUACACUAGACCCUUGUACAACUACCUGAAUACGCUGCCAUCGAUUCCCAGCGAAUACCGCAACAUCCGUUGCUCUGAACCAAGCACAACAUCCGGAAUGUCCCUGUACAGCGUGAGCGAUGAGCUACUAUCAUGUGUUCCAGCGGCCAAUAAGGAUAUCUAUAAAAUACUUCCGGACCUCCGAUUCCGAGAAGUUACCUACUUCCGAGGUCAACUGAUCGUUCACUGGUACGUCACCUCGACCAAAGACAUCGGAGACUUUUAUGUGUACAUCCGUGACCGACAGAACAAUAUCAUCUUCGAACGAGUGGUGUCCUACAGUAGCCGACUGACGGCUAUCAAGGGAAGGGAUAUCAAUUCGGAUGAUUCGUCGUCAUUGGAACUCUGCGUGCUUGCCAAGAGCAGUAGCGAGGAAAUCAAUUUCCUCGAAACGCAGUGCGUUCAAAUGCCGAAAGAUUUCGAUGCGGUGAAACAGAAGUACAACGAGAACUACAACUACAAACUGCCUUUGAGUCUGACGGGUGACCAAAAUGGGCGCUCCGGUAGCUGUGAUAAUGCUGUAAUAAAUAGUUUAGUUUUGCUAGUAAGUAUAGCCGUUGGUGUGUUCAGUGGGCGAGGUUGGAGCAGUAGUUAGCGUUGAAAGUAAGUGAAACAAAAGAUUUUUCUCUUAUGUGACAUUUUAUUUGAUAUGUACCAUUCAUUGUAGCGACGGAAAUAAAGUAUUUAUUUGUAAAGUUAA